GCUUAUAUGGGAGGGAUAUGGAAUGACUCGAACCUCGACGGAUAGCGGAGGCUCCCCGCUCGGCCGGAGCAUCAAUUGUUCCAACCGCUAGGUUUCAUGGGCCAUUUGUUAUUGGGCGAGGGGGGGCAUGGACCCCAGCUGUUGCGGCUUUGCGAACACAGAACGGAGAGAAGCAAAUUUAGACCGAUGAGGUCCUGGCACCGCUUUGCUAGAUGAGCGGCCCAAGCCGAAUGGUCUGCUGAGGUUUUGCUACUGUCUCUCUUUGGAUUUGCCUGCAGGGAGACCACUGAAUUCGGCCCUCCCUGGGGGUUCGCUGUGUCCUUUUUUGAUUUGGUGAUUUGGGCGAACAAGUGGGACUGGAAUGAGGUGGAGCCGGAAUAGGCAUCUGCAAGCUGAGAGCGGCAGAGCUGUUGUGAAACAGAAGAACAUUUUUUUGUGCAAGUUUGUUUUAAAAAUACGGGCAUCGGCUUUCUUUGGUACCAGAUUUGUAGUCUUCCUGGCAUAAUGAAUAUUAUUCAGGAUAAACUUGGCAAUGAGUUUCUGAGAAGCAGUGGGAUGGAGCACAACUUCCCCCAUGGGAUGCUGAUGUUUAGUCAUCUCCCUCCUGUCAACAGUUUCAACAGACUCUCUGCCCAGCCUGUCUUGCCAGAUGCACCACAGAACAUCAUCUUCAAAAAAGAACCACACUCUCCUCCAGAACGGACAUCAUCUGAUUUCAUGCAAUCUAUGGUUGGUAUCAAGCAGGAGAAAAUAUGUGACCAGGAUCUGUUCCGGUUUUAUGGUAGCACGGACAAAAAUCCAGGCAUUGCUGGUGUGACUGUUAGUAGCCAAAAUAUGUUUGUUCAGGACUUGAGUCUUGGCAGAGAUGCAAGUACAUUAACAGACAAGGGAGACAAGGAUAUUGGUGUGGAUCCAAAAGAAGAUGGUUCUGCGAAAAAAGAAAAAAGACAACACUUAGAGUCUCAGGAAGUUAAACAGAAACGGAAAAGAAGUGAUUCUUCAAAGCAAUCCUCACCGGGCGAUGGAGAAGUAGGUAGUUUUUCUCCUGGUCAGAAGCCACACAUCUGUGAACAUUGUAGUGCUGCUUUUCGAAGCUCUUAUCACUUACGCCGACAUGUGCUUAUACAUACUGGUGAGCGUCCCUUUCAGUGCAGCCAGUGUAGCAUGAGUUUUAUCCAGAAGUAUUUGCUUCAGCGACAUGAGAAGAUUCACAGUGGAGAGAAGCCCUUCAGUUGUGAUCAGUGCAACAUGAGGUUUAUACAGAAAUACCACAUGGAGAGACACAAGAGGACACACAGUGGAGAAAAGCCAUACAGAUGUGAUACUUGUCAACAGUAUUUUUCAAGAACUGAUCGACUGCUGAAGCACAAGCGAUCAUGUGGUGAAGCCAUAAGAAAAGUUGAGUCGGGUAUGGAACCUGGGCCUUCAGACCAGAACAGCAUUGAUAAUGGUGACAGCAGCUUUCAGCUAACUCAGGGACACACAAGUGCUUCUAUAGUACGCAAGAAAAAAUCAAAGGCAGCAUCAGGUGAUAAAGAACGCAAGAAGGAUAAAAAUGUUGAGUCCGACAUUUCAAGUAGUCUGAACAUGCAGAACUAUGCUGUUGAGAUUCCCAUGGUGUCUUCCAGUAACAAUUUAGUAGGCACUAGUACACAGCAGGUACAGGCCCGGGUGCCAAAACUGGUCUUCAAGAAAGUACAUAGAAAAAGUCCAGAAAAGACUGACUUGAACUUGAUAUCACAAGGGGCAUCAGAUUUGGUUAACCAGAAGUUAUUACCUGGGAAGGAAGGCUCUCUAGAGCUGCCAAACAGCACAGGUAUGGAAAAUCUUGGCCUUCUUCACAGUACUGAUAACAAGCCCAAUCAAACCAGUAGUAAUUAUGAUGAUGCCAUGCAGUUUUUAAAGAAAAGACGUUAUCUACAAGCUGCCAAUAAUAAUGAUUAUGCUGUAAAUGUGGGUCACAUGGCUUCUCAGCAGUCUGUAAUACAGGCAGCAGUCGCCAGUGUGAUGGACAGUGAUACGUCACUUAGUCUUCUAGACUCCUCUUCUCUAAAUACUGACAUUAAAAGUUGCCAUGAUAAGUCUGGAAUCCCUGAUGAAGUUUUACAGAGCCUUUUGGAACACUACCACAAGUCUGAAGGUCACCCUGAUGUUUCUUUUGACAUGACUGAGCAACAUGUGAAUUUACACCCAACGGGUGGCAACUCUGAGCUAGAGCAAGAUGACAGUGUUUGUACAGACUCGCAUGCCCCUUCUGGUGAUAAAAAUAAUAUGUUGCACGAGUAUUCUAAAUACCUCCAACAGGCCCUAGAGAGAACAAGUCACAGCAGUGGUUUUGCUCUGGGACCCAGUUUGCAGUUCGUCAGUCUUACUUCAACUCUCACCAGCCAUACUUUGUUUCCGGACAAGCAAAUGUACACUACAUCUCCACUUGAGUGUAGCUUCAGCCAAUCUGUUACCUCAGUGUUACCAGCCGCACUACCAAAGUCACAUUUUGGGAUGUUGGUUGGACCUUCCCAGUCAGGAUUUCCUUUGACUGCACUGGAUGCUGCUCAUCAACAGCUGACCCCAUCUCAGGAGUUAACUGACCAGAUAGAACAGCAGAAGAACUUGGAGCCCUCUUCUAAUUACCAGUUAACAUCUCAGGAGCUGACAAGCCAAAAGGAACAGCAGAAGAGUUUGGAGCCCUCAUCAAGUUACCAGCUGUCAUCUUCUCAGGAGUUGUCUAGCCAGUUAGACACUCAGAAGAUCUUAGAUCAAAGAGCAGUCUACCAGAUAGAGAACUUUGCCCAGGCAUUUGGCUCACAGUUCAAGACAGGUAGCAGAGUUCCAGUGGCCUACAGCACUAACUCCAAUGGGGAGGUUGACCAUAGGAUAAGGACUCAAGUGUCAGAAUUCUCAGGGUACACUAAUUUGUUGUCUGAUGUCAGUGAAACAGUUAGUACAAGAGCAAAGACCCCAACCAGCCAGAGUUACAGGUGAGGUCCAUGGGUCUGACCAGGCUGGAGGAGUCUUGAUGUUUAUUUUUAUUUUAUUUUAUUAUUUUUUUAAUGAUAACACUGCCAUUAGAAUGUUUCUACACAGUUGUACUAAGAAUAAUGUAAGUGACGCCCUUUCAAUGCAACCUUUUGUAUUUAGUCUGCUCUUUAUGUUAGUAUAAUAUUAGGUCAGUUUAUAUUAUAAAUUUUAAGCAGAGUAGAUAGCAGAAAAAGAUAGUGGCCAAACCAUUUUUUGUUCCAUUCAACAGAUGAAAUGUUUUAGCAAUCUUACAAUUGCAGAUGUCAGGGAAUAGCCCAGAACUGAAAUUGCAAAAAAGAAAAAGAAAAAAAAUUGAAGUAUUUGUUAAUAAGGAUCAGAUUGUUUAACUCAGGAAAGCUUAAAGUACCAAGGGGAGUUCAGUGUAGAUGCAACAUUUUACCAUUUUAGAAAUGUCUUCUUUAUGAAAGUAUGUGCCGAGAUUCGGAAGGAUCUGCAUAUUGCUGCCUAAAUAUUGAAAGUUUAAAGAUGUUUGUCUAAUCAGAGAAUUUGAAGACUCCAGAGAGUGACUCUUCUUACCUGCUUCCGUGGAUUGUAGUUUGACACUGCUCAACAGUAGGCAGGUCAAGACUUUAAAAAAGACCCCAUAUUUUAAACCUGACAUGGUAGCUUUAAGACUGCAAGGUUGUAUUAUAAUAGGGAACAAUGCUCUGAUCUUUCAAAUUAUGUGUGUAAAGAUAUUAAAUUAGGCUAACCUUUGAUAUACCUCAUUUUACUGCUUGAACAAAAUAACCAGGGACACAUUUAUCUAUCUGUAGCUGAGAUAUAAAGUAUGUAUUAACGUUGUAUAAGAGUAUUACACCUGUUAUGUAAGCAGUGUUUACAAAACUAUAUGGAAUGGCAAAGUGAAAGUAAAAAAACACUUGUUCCAAUAUACCAUUAA
This is a messenger RNA of Protopterus annectens (West African lungfish), 3919 nucleotides long. RefSeq names its product zinc finger protein 281 (gene ZNF281). The transcript is spliced from 8 exons. Gene Ontology annotation, biological process: regulation of transcription by RNA polymerase II. The record is from RefSeq and is a predicted model, not a curated record. Bases 505 to 2982 code for a protein of 825 amino acids. Gene Ontology annotation, cellular component: nucleus. Gene Ontology annotation, molecular function: RNA polymerase II cis-regulatory region sequence-specific DNA binding; DNA-binding transcription factor activity, RNA polymerase II-specific. NCBI's taxonomy places the organism in Eukaryota, Metazoa, Chordata, Ceratodontiformes, Protopteridae.